This is a messenger RNA of Alligator sinensis (Chinese alligator), 693 nucleotides long. RefSeq names its product prepronociceptin (gene PNOC). Gene Ontology annotation, biological process: chemical synaptic transmission; sensory perception; neuropeptide signaling pathway. The transcript has 2 exons. Gene Ontology annotation, molecular function: opioid receptor binding. NCBI's taxonomy places the organism in Eukaryota, Metazoa, Chordata, Crocodylia, Alligatoridae. Gene Ontology annotation, cellular component: neuronal cell body; axon terminus; dendrite. The coding region runs from base 1 to 693 and encodes 230 amino acids. The record is from RefSeq and is a predicted model, not a curated record.
AUGAGGGCUCUGCUGCGGGAUCUCUUGCUGCUCUGCUUGCUCGCCCACGUGCUUGGGGACUGCCAGCGGGACUGCCUGGCCUGCAGCCGGCUUGUCUACAACCAGCCAGACAGCUUCAAUGUUCUCGUCUGCAUCGUGGAGUGCGAAGGGAAGGUCUUCUCCAGCGGCACCUGGGAGCUUUGCAGCAAGGUGGCCGGGAAGGCCACGCUACAGCUCAGCGCGGACAGCCUGGAGGAAGACGUUUACCAGCCCCUGGACACGGAGGACGGCGACCUGUUUGGAGGAGGCCUGAAGCGCUACAACGACCUUACCAAAGUGGUGGAUCUUAGCAAAGUGGAAGACGAGAAGCGAGUGUCCAAGGUGAGCGGCUUGAUCCGCCAGCGGGAAGCAGAAGACGGUGCCAGUGAUGGGAGCGAGACCCAAGUGGGGGACUUCCCAGAGCAGCCCAAGGACAUUUCCAAGAGGCUCGGUGACUUCCUGAACGGAAAGUACAGUUACCGGCAGGUGCUGGAGCCCGCCGUGAGCGGGGUGCAGAAACGAUACGGGGGCUUCAUCGGGGUCAGGAAGUCAGCCCGGAAGUGGAACAACCAGAAGAGGUUUAGCGAGUUCCUGAAGCAGUACCUGGGCAUGUCGCCACGCUCCAGUGAGUACGACGGUAUCGGCAACGACCUGAAUGAACAGAAUGAGAUCUAA